GUCAUGCAAAGGCGUGGCAACUAAUUUGUUGUCCGCGAUGAAAGGAGAGCGAAUGGGGGAAGUGGAGGGAGAAAGGAAAACAGAGAGAGGAGCGCGGAGAAUUGAGUAGCAAGGGGGGGCGUGCCAGGCGGCCCCCCUUGGCCUUUGGGCGACGGUCUUGGCCGGAGCCAGGCACGCAGGGAAGCUGAAGCCACGCCCGCGGAUAGGCGGUUGCUCCUUCGGGGAACGCUUGACCCCGCUCACCUGCCGCCCGGCCAGAUGGCCCUGGUGGACUCGGUGGACUUCACGGACGUCGCGGCCCAGCCCGUCGGAUUGGACUUCAUGGCCUCCUCGCCUGGCAGACCGCCUACGGAAAUGUUGUCUACCGCGAAUGUGGCGAAUGUGAUGUCCUGGCAGUCUACGCAAGCAAAAACGACGGCCAGGAGAAAGAUUUGGCCGACCCUCUCCAGCGUCUGGCUUCCGAGCGUGAAUCUGACCAUUAAAUACACUGCCGAAAAGGCCAAUUAUCACCUCGAAGAGCACGGGGAACAUGGCAGCGGUAGCACCGUUUUCGUAAGUGUACUGGAGGAGGUAGGCGCAAUGGGCAAACACCAGCAAGGACACCGCCAAUGCCCAACUUUCGACGAAUGGGAACAAGUCGGGCGUGGUAGGGUUGACGCCGCCGCUGAUCGCAAGGAGGAUGACGAUCACGACAAUGCUGGCGGUUCCUAUUAGAUACUUCAGGAAACCAUGGUUGUUCAUAUACUCGUGGAUCGCACGAGCGAUCACGUGCAAGGUGAGGGCGGCGCAGCACAUGGUGAAGCCGACGGUCACGACGCCACCGCAAGGCUGGAUCUUG
Prorocentrum cordatum is the source of this 838-nucleotide messenger RNA. Lineage: Eukaryota; Dinophyceae; Prorocentrales; Prorocentraceae. The record is from the annotation of a GenBank genome assembly.